AUGGCAAAACGUUCCGCCCCGACUUCCGUCCCCUCAUCUGCACCCGAGUCUAAGAAGCCCAAAUCAACUUCUUCAAAUAAACCCGGCAAGUCGAAACCUGUCAAGCAGACGGAGAAGAAAGCAAAAGAUCCAAGUGCUUUUGAAACAGUGGCUACCACUAUACAAAACGUCGCUGCUGAUCUCGCUUCAUCCGUCACUCAAGUUGUCGAUGUUGCUGGAGAACUAUUGAUUGACGGUUCGGCUACCCCUGCUCCGGUCAGAGAUGUGGUACAAGAUAAUGUGGAUGUGGGGAAGAUGAAGAAGCGUGGCAAGGUUGUCGCUUCCAAAGCUGCGGAAGCUAGCGAGACUGUGGUGGAAAAAGCGGGAGAAGCUGCCAAACCAUUGAAGGGAAAAGCUAGUAAGAUGGUGAAAGAUGUGGGGAAUAAAGUCGGUGAGGCGGAGGAAAAACUGGAGGCAUCAUUACAGGAGAAAGGGGUAGACGUAAAGGAAGGCAAGAAGAAAGUAGGUAAAGCAGUGAAGAAGACGGAAGGAGUAUUGGAGAAAACUGUGGAAGCUGCUCAACCACUCAAGGGAAAGGCGGCAAAGGCAGCUAAGGUGGUAAAGGAAAAGGCGGAUGAAGUGGCUAAAGCUGUUGAACCUAUGGUGGAGCAGGUCAAGGAGGCUGCUACCGAUCCGAAGAAACGGAAGAGGGCGGGGGAGUUGGUGGCUCAGGCGGAAGAAACGGUCAUGCGUGUGGUCGGGGAUGUGGCGGAGAAGGUGGGAGAAGCUUUGGACGGUGUAGUGAAAGGCUUUGGAGCGGCGACAGGGUUGACGGUGGGAGAGGGGAAGGAAAAAGCGGCUGAGGUGGUAGAGUCGUCAAAGAAGAAGACUAAAAAGGUCGUGGAAGACGUCGUAAGGGGAGCGGAACCGGCUCAGAAAAAGGCAAAGAAGGUCAUGGAAGAUGUCGUUGAAGCCGCAGAACCGGCUAAGAAAAAGGCGAAGAAGGUCGCGGAAAACGUCGUAGAGGGAGCGGAGCCGGUCAAGAAAAAGGCAAAGAAGGUCGCGAAAGAUGUGACGGAGGCGGCUGAACCCGCCAAGAAGAAGGUCAAGCAGGUCGUUGAAGAAGCUGUCGGUCAAGGAGAAGCGGGCAAGGAAACGGUUAUGAAGAAAGGCAAGAAAGCCAAGGAAGCGCCGGAUACAAAGCUGGUUGAAGCGACCGAUAAAGUUACAAAGAAAGGACGUCAAGCGGUAAAAGAUGCGGAGGAGAAAGUCGAAGAAAUCACUCCGAAGAUUGUUGCAAAAGGCAAGAAAGUUGUUUCACAGAGUGAAGAAGCCGCCGGCGACCUUACCACCAAAGCCAGCAAGAAGGGCAAGAAGGUCGUUCAAGACGCUGAAGAAGUGCUAGCCGAAGCUACUGUCAAAACCAGCGACAAAGCACCAGAGAUCGCCUCGAUGGUCACAGAGGGCGUGAAAUCCGCUGGGAAAGCUGCGAAUGGAAUCAAGACAAAAGGCAAAGCUGUGCUCAAGGCUGCCGCGGAGACUGAAGAGUCUGACGAUGACGAGGAGCUUCAUGGGUUUACUUCUUCCGAAGGCGAAGGUUCUUCCGAUGAGAGUGACGCAGAAGAUGUGGCUGUGAGAGAAGCGGGAAAGAAGUUUGAUAUGAGCAAGUUGACAAGUGUGGCUAAAGAUGACAAGAGCGUCGCUGCCAAGCUCAAGAAAGCUCAGAAGAAGAAGACUUCGGAAAAGGGUACGCUGUACCUCGGAAGGAUCCCUCAUGGGUUUUAUGAAGAUGAGAUGAAAGAAUAUUUCAGUCAGUUUGGUGAAGUGACACAACUUCGUCUUGCACGAAAUCGUAAAACGGGCGCGUCCAAACAUUACGCAUACAUCGAAAUGUCAUCUGAAGCUGUGGCGGAGAUCGUUGCUGAGACAAUGAACAAUUACCUCCUCAUGGGACAUUUACUCAAGUGUCAAGUCGUCCCGCCAGACGAAGUUCAUCCUAGGUUAUGGGAAGGGGCUAAUAAGAAAUGGCGUAAAAUACCUCGUGCUAGAUUGGAGAAGUUGAGACAAGAACGGCCAAGAACGGAAGAACAGAAGAAAGAGUCAAAUGAUCGUUUACUCGAAAGGCAAGAGAGAAGAAAGAGCAAGAUCAAGCAAGCAGGGAUCGAUUAUGAUUUUGAAGGCUUGAGGAUGAGGGAGAGAUGGGAUUGCAAGAUGAUGUGUGAAUGCAGAUAA
Molecule: messenger RNA, 2211 nt
Organism: Tremella mesenterica DSM 1558
Lineage: Eukaryota; Fungi; Basidiomycota; Tremellomycetes; Tremellales; Tremellaceae
Exons: 6
Coding region: 1-2211 (736 amino acids)
Biological process (GO): maturation of LSU-rRNA from tricistronic rRNA transcript (SSU-rRNA, 5.8S rRNA, LSU-rRNA)
Cellular component (GO): nucleolus
Molecular function (GO): RNA binding
Source: RefSeq, a predicted model, not a curated record